AUGGACAUCAAAAUGGAAAUUUCAUCCCGAAUUAAGAGACUCGUCUUCAAAACAUGCUUUGUUUUUCUUUCAUGCGGCGUUCUAUUAUGGUUUUCCAUUUUUUCUUAUGGACUUUUGUACUAUUUGUAUAUUCCUGCAGUUGCUCAUGUGAAGAUGGUGUAUUUUCAAUAUGACAUGUCGUGCAACAAAAUGGAAGGCUGCCGGUUUCCUCACGACAAUGUCACUCUGGUGGAAAAGGGAAAGUAUGAGCUUUUAUCUGGGGGACAAGCCUACGCUAUCGAAGUCGUUCUGGAUAUGCCGGAAUCCGAGCGGAACAUCGACCAAGGUAUGUUCAUGAUCAAGCUGGACAUGCUUUCGGAUAGUGGCAAAGUCAUCAGGUCUUCCUUCAGGCCGGCCCUGCUCCAUUACAAGACUCCAUUGUUCAAGAUCAUUUACACCUUAUUCUUUGCUCCGGGGCUCCUCGUUGGAUCUGUGGAGGAAAAGCAGACCCUCGUCAUUUCGCUGUUUGAGAACUUUGUGGAAGAUGGCCCUGCACACUUUGCUUACAUCGAGAUACAAGGGAAGACGACGGAAAUUUAUUCUGCUUCGCUGAGGAUUCAUGCUCGCUUUACCGGGCUGAGGUACCUGAUGUACUACUGGCCCGUGCUCUCUGCCCUGGUGGGCAUCGGGACCAACUUCUUCCUGCUGGUCCUGGUCAUCGCACUGAUCUGGGCCAGACAGAUCGCCAAUGGCAACUCGAUCAGACACUCUAAUGUGGACCUGAGGGAACAGCAGAAGUUCACCGAAGAGAUCAGGAGGGCCAUGCAGAGGAAGUACUCUCAGAAGCAUACGGAGAAGCUGCGCACUUCCAUCUCCGAGGAGGAGUUGGAAGAUGCGGUCCUGGUCCCCGAUGAUGGGGAGGGGGAGCUCUCCCGGAGCCUGAGGAGGAAGACAGAAGAGAUCUUCGGGGAGAGCCCCCCCAUCGGCCAGCGGAUCGUGGAGCUGGAGGAGGGGGACACGUCCCCCCUCCUCAGGAGGAGGAAGACUCUGGAGCAGUGCGAGACGGAACUGUGA
This is a messenger RNA of Uloborus diversus, 1053 nucleotides long. Its product is annotated as seipin-like. NCBI's taxonomy places the organism in Eukaryota, Metazoa, Arthropoda, Arachnida, Araneae, Uloboridae. Bases 1 to 1053 code for a protein of 350 amino acids. Gene Ontology annotation, cellular component: endoplasmic reticulum membrane. The transcript has 8 exons. The record is from RefSeq and is a predicted model, not a curated record. Gene Ontology annotation, biological process: lipid droplet organization; lipid storage.